Exophiala oligosperma is the source of this 2584-nucleotide messenger RNA. RefSeq lists its product as uncharacterized. The record is from RefSeq and is a predicted model, not a curated record. Lineage: Eukaryota; Fungi; Ascomycota; Eurotiomycetes; Chaetothyriales; Herpotrichiellaceae. Gene Ontology annotation, biological process: protein phosphorylation. Gene Ontology annotation, molecular function: ATP binding; protein kinase activity. The transcript has 2 exons. The coding region runs from base 189 to 2399 and encodes 736 amino acids.
CUUCGACUCCUCACACUUGGGUUGUCAACUUGGACACUGCUUGAGCAAGUUGAUUUCAACGGCCGUACGUGGAUUCUGUUCUACUGACAUUGACUUCUCGGUGCCUCUUUUGUUUCUCUCUCCCAAGAAUGAUGGAGUGCUCGGCUCCAUUAUCGCCCACCAAUCCGCCAUCUUCCGUUCUCUGAGAUAUGGACCAACAGGGCGCCGACGGCGUUCUACCGAAUCUGUCAAUUAUCCCCUAUGACACAAACCGAGACAUCGUGCUUCGGCACGCAGACACCAUUGUCUAUCGAGAUCCACGAACGAAUCAAUUGGUCCCCUUCCACCACAACCGAGCGGUCGAACGACGACCGUCCGACUGCCCAACAUGCGGUCGGCCCUGGCACGCCCAGGCCAGGUCGUCCAGUCAGGACGCCGGCAGCGGUCCGCGGGAAGACCAACCGAGUUUCAUCACCCAGGAUUAUUUCGAGAUGCUCGCUCGAAGUCUUCCCGGUUCGAACCAGACUUCGGCGCCGCCCUCGCCGAGACGUCGCAUGGUACAGCCGGUGCGGUCGCGACUGGGUCCCUCGUCUCCGGUCGUAGCCAACCCGCCCGCCAACGCCGAAUUCGUGGCGAGCGCGCCCGUGCCGCCGUCACAGGCUCACGGCAUCUCGGAGACGGCAUUCUCGCCCAACUAUUUUGAGAAAUUCUUCGUCGAGGAUCGGGAACUCGGCCGGGGCGGGCGGGGCGUCGUCCUGCUGGUCAAGCACGUGCUGGACGGUGUCAACCUGGGCUGUUUCGCGUGCAAACGGGUCCCCAUCGGCGACGACCACGCCUGGCUCGAAAAGGUGCUCGUCGAGGUGCAGCUGCUGCAAGGCCUGUCCCACCAGAACCUCGUCUCGUACCGGCACGUCUGGCUCGAGGACUACCAGAUCAGCACCUUCGGCCCGAGCGUCCCCUGCGCCUUCAUCCUGCAGCAAUAUUGCAACGGGGGGGACAUGCACAACUACGUCCUCGGGUCGGCCCAGGCGGCCACGACGACCCAGGAGCUCAAGGAGCGGAUCCGUCGGCGCUCCAAGGGGGAGACCGAACUGCCCCGCCGCCCGAACGAGCCCAAGAAACUGCCCUUUGACGAGAUCUACAACUUUUUCCGGGACAUCACGUCGGGCCUGCGGUUUCUGCACCACAGCGGGUUCAUCCACCGGGACCUCAAACCCAGCAACUGCCUGCUGCACACGGCGGGCGGCGAGACGAGGGUCCUGGUCAGUGACUUUGGCGAGGUGCAGUACGAGUACGCGACCCGCAAGUCCACGGGGGCCACGGGCACCAUCUCCUACUGUGCGCCCGAGGUGCUGAGGCGCCUCUCCCCCGGAGGCCCCUACCAAAACUUCACGUCCAAGUCGGACAUCUUCUCCCUCGGCAUGAUCCUGCACUUUUUGUGCUUCGCCACCUUGCCGUACAACUGCUCCGACGUGCUGCACGAGGAACGCGAGGACGUCGACUCGCUGCGCGCCGAGAUCCUGGGCUGGGAGGGCUUCCACGACGACCAACGCAAAAGGCGGCCCGACCUGCCCGCCGCCCUGUACACCUUUCUCAGGCGCCUCUUGUCGCUGGACCCGGAGCUGCGUCCCAGCGCGGACGACGUCCUGCAGGUCGUCUCCUCGGGACGACUCGACGACAUCCCCGCCGUGAGGAGGCGAGGGUCCAUGGAACCCGAAGAGCUCACGCCCGGGCGGAGGAUCCAAAAAAUCGACACCCCUCAAAAGGGAAACUCCCCUUCACGUGGCGUCGGCCACGGGGUCGGUAGCGGUGGUCACGAUCUAGCUCCCAAGUCUCCGAGGGCGAGGUUCCGUCAUCAUCAAAACAUGUCCGGUUCUCCUGAACGGUUGAUCAACAAAAACAAAAGGUCGAGGAGGAGAGAAAAAAGUGACCCAUCGAAUCCAUUGCGAUCCAGUAGCAGCGGCAGUGAUAGCGACGACGACGACGACGACGGUGACGACGGGGGCGCCAUCUCACCCAUCCAGCCACAUCGAUUGCUACUCGAACCUCCCACUCCGAUCGACGAGGACGACGUGCGUGGGCGGUGGGGUCACGGUCCGUCGGAUUCUUGGGUCCGUCGUCUCUCUGUCGUCCUCGACAGACCCAUCACCGCCCCUUCGACCCGACUCCUCGUGCUGGGCCUCAAGUUGCUCUCGACCUUGCAACCUUGCAUGUCCUACGGCAUGAACGCCUCGGUGGUCUACCCCUUGAUCUGUCUGGCCCUGCUCGAGUUCGCCGUGCCCGACAUUCGCGUCUGGAAGGCCGGGGUCGUCAUGGCGGUACAUUUUGUCGUUUUGGCGUUUGCCAUCAGGACGGACACGUUGUGCGCUGUCGGUGUCGGUGUGGGUGGUGGUGGUACUGUUGGCGGUAGUAGUUACUGACGUUGUAAUAAACCAAAAAGGAGAGAAACCAAAAAAAAACAAAAAAUCAUCAAAAAUCAUCAUUGGUGACAAGUGACAAUUCUUCCUUGCAAAAAACUAAUAUCUAACCCUAGUACGGAGAUGAUAUGCUUGCUGGUGUCGUUUGGACCAACCCGCCUGGUGACUUGAGCCGCAAUACUGCAGUA